AUGUACAGUCGUCACCGACACCUGUGCUCAACCGGUCGAACGCGACGCCUCUGCGGAAAUUGUGCGCUAUCGGACCAGGUAACCCGAUUACCCGAUGGAUUAGUCACACCUUCCCGGUUAUAUACGAAUAUGAGAAGAAAUCCACUCACAUUUGCACGCUUCAUUGAAAUGGUCAAGAGUGAUAGCACGAUAUUUACCGUAACACGACCAGCCGAUCAACCACCGCCAACGUCGAAGGAUCGCUUCGUUUUCAAGAAUAGGACACGGUUUAUUAUAUUGGUCGUAUGCACAUUAUGCUUAUCGAUCGCUCAAAGCGACACCCUGACGCUGAACUUCACAUUUAUCUGUAUGGCCGGCGAUCCAGUGGAUAUCGGCACGUACAACUCGUCCGGCGUGAUCCACGUUACGGAGAAUGGGACAUACUAUGAGACCGGUAGCGGAACGUAUUUGGCGGAAUAUGAGCAAGCUGUACUCGAACAACAACGUUAUGCUUACACGCCGAAUGAGAAAAAUAUGUUAUUUUCAAUUGUAGCCGUUGGAGCCAUGGUGGCCGUCUAUCCGGUAAUGUGGCUUAUUCAGAAGUUCGGCUCCCGAUCGGUUGUCACAUUUUUCGGCUUCUUCUCUGCUCUCUGUACUGCUCUAAUUCCACUAUGUGCAUAUCUGGGCUUCUACUGGAUGGUUGUGAUGCGAUUUUUCCAGGGAACCGGACUUUCCACUGGAUUCACACUUAUCGGGAUUGUUACCCGUCAUUGGUCCAUGCAAAAACAAAACGCGUUCUACAUCGCUUUUCUGACCUGCUUUUUCCAGAUUGGUCCGAUUUUCACUAUGCCGGUUGCUGGUGCACUUUGUACGUCAUCGUUAGGAUGGCCAUCCGUCUACUAUCUUCACGCUUUCAUAACUGUCCUCUUAUUUGUCUUAUUCCUAUAUUUCUACAGGCAACAACCGGAUCGCCAUUAUUUUGUAUCAGUCAAGGAACUGGAUCGUAUCAAGCGUGGAAAAGGGGACAGCACGAAGAAAGAGCCUGUGCCAUUCAGGGCUAUCGUCACUAGCAACGCUAUCAUUGCCGUUUGGAUUUCGGCCGUUGCUAAUUUCAUGGGUAUUCAGGUCACGAUGCAAUUCUCACCUACAUAUCUUAACAAGGUUAUGGGUUUUCCCGUGGAACAGACUGGAGUGUUCAGUGCGAUUCCACAGAUUGUCACGUUUGUACUAAAAAUGUUCGCUGGUGUACUUGCGGACAAAGCAACAUGUUGUGCACCUGUCACGUCAGUGAAGAUUUUCAAUUUUCUCGCCAUCGGAGGCAUGGGAAUCACGUUCUUCGCGCUGGCCUUCAUCCCUACAUCCAUGCCAACUUUUGGGCUAGUUAUGCUAAUAUGUUGUUGCUCUAUUGUUGGCUUCAAUUGUGGAGCAUUCUUUCGUAGUUCAGCGAUCGUUGCCGCGCAACAUAAUCAUUUUGUUAUGGGUGUGAAUUCAUUUAUUAAUUGUAUGGCAUCGUUAUUAGCACCGGUUGUUGUGAAUAUAUUCGUUCGUAAUGAUACUUGGGAUGAAUGGUGGUACGUAUGGAUUGUUCACGGGAUUGUUAUGACACUUUGCAACAUCUACUUCAUGUUCUUUGGCAAAGGUGAACCGGCUGAAUGGACAAAACCUGGAUACGGUGCCAAAGUACAACCAACGGCACCGGAGCUUGAGGCACCACCGAGGUCGCAUCCCAGAGAUGCACGAUUCUCGAUGCGUUUAAAUGACAAGAUUUCCGUCUCUGUCCAAACGGUUGGUCUAUCUCGUUGUGACACCUGCCGUGCAUCGCCACCAUCUCCAGAUAGCAACAGCGACAAAGCAGACACUUCUCCAAUACUGACACCACGGAAAUGGGUCCCAGUACGCAAAGCCCACGGAUCGUGCAAUUCACUCGAAGACUAUCUCAGUGUUGAAGCUGAUCAAAUCCGACCACCUCCAAGAAGCAACCAUUCGAAGAUUAUUCUGCCAGAUGGAGAGCAACCGGAAAAUCAUUAG
Molecule: messenger RNA, 2007 nt
Organism: Necator americanus (New World hookworm)
Lineage: Eukaryota; Metazoa; Nematoda; Chromadorea; Rhabditida; Ancylostomatidae
Exons: 15
Coding region: 1-2007 (668 amino acids)
Biological process (GO): transmembrane transport
Cellular component (GO): membrane
Molecular function (GO): transmembrane transporter activity
Source: RefSeq, a predicted model, not a curated record